AUGACCUGCUUCUUUAAGCGCACGCGCUGCUGGUGGUACAAUGACCAGACCUUCCAGGGAUCCUUCCUGGGCUUUGGCUUCUUUUGCCUGGGCUGUUUGGUUUACAGCAUGACUGGCUGCCAAGAAGGGCCCAAGCCCACAGUGACACUGGGUGAGACCUCCGCGUCGUCGAACUAUGGGCAACUUCUCGAGGCGUGUGACCGCCAGAGUGAGGUAGACAGCACUGUUGACAGGUGGAUUGUGAAAGGCUCCUGGGCCUCCAUGUUCUAUGGCAUCUUGCUGGUUGGCCUUUCGGUGACCACGAUUUGCCACAUCAACUUCGGCAUCGGCUUUGGUUUCGGCAUUGAUGGGCUGGUAGCCUUCGCCAUGUGUGCUGCCCAGGUUGUCAUCAGCUCGAGUGCCUGCAUGGUGCAGAAGCAUCUUUCAACGCCUUCCAGGGUAGUGGUGGAGUGGUGGGUUUUGGCCUUCGCCCUUGCCAAGGUCGGGAUGGCUAUCGGCGACCUGAUUCUGGCGGUGAUGUACAUUACGGAAACCCUAGGUGGCUUCGUGCGGGAGAAUGCCAGCUUUUGCAGUGCAGGCUACCUCUUCUGCUGGAUGCUCAUGGUGUCCAUGGUCUGCCAAAGUGUGGCGGGCAUGGCGAUCGCGAGGAUCCACACGCGAGCAGCCCAACACAUGGGUGGCAUACAGAACCUCGCCAAGCUCAUCGGCUGUUCAGGCCUACUUCUGGCCGUGGCGACUUUCGGUGCUGGCUUGGGGCUUGGGGUUUGUGGUGGGCUCUUCAUCUUCGACGACUCCGAGGAUGCCAUUGAUCCGAUGGCUGGCAUUGCGUUCUCCUACUUUGCUGCUGCCCUGUGCCACUUCUUUGCUGGGGCCGCAAGCCUGCGAGGGAAUAUGCAAGUGAGAACCCAUUACCAAAAGGGUGCCAGAACCAUCACUGAGAUGCAGAAUUUCUAG
Symbiodinium pilosum is the source of this 954-nucleotide messenger RNA. The record is from the annotation of a GenBank genome assembly. NCBI's taxonomy places the organism in Eukaryota, Dinophyceae, Suessiales, Symbiodiniaceae.